Molecule: messenger RNA, 3780 nt
Organism: Penicillium griseofulvum
Lineage: Eukaryota; Fungi; Ascomycota; Eurotiomycetes; Eurotiales; Aspergillaceae
Product: GRAM and VASt domain-containing protein
Exons: 2
Coding region: 1-3780 (1259 amino acids)
Biological process (GO): intracellular sterol transport
Cellular component (GO): endoplasmic reticulum-plasma membrane contact site; mitochondrion; plasma membrane
Molecular function (GO): sterol binding; sterol transfer activity
Source: RefSeq, a predicted model, not a curated record
AUGGCCGACUCUUCGUCCUCAAGCUUAAAAGGCGAAAACAGAUCGCGUCGUUCCUGGACGAUAUCUGCAGAAUCAAGUGCAAUUGAGAGCAAUGAUCGGACAUCCCAUGAUUCUAUCCUCGAGAGACCGAAAACCCAGGGCGGAGAAGUAGCAGAUCCCACCAAGGCUGGACCUAGUGGAUUCUCGAAGUUACUCGAUGCGCGUCGGAGGCGGAAACAAAAUAAAAAGAAGACCCAAAAACAAGAAGAUGAACCGCCGGUGCCGACUGUGGUGGUGGAACACGACCUACAUGAAAGUCGCUCCAAUGAGUCUCGGGAUGGGACCUCCGCAGCCCCGUCGUCGGCUGCAGAGAGCAUUACGCCGGAGAGUGAAGGCAAUCACCUUUUGACCGAUGAUGAGGAACCGGACGGAACUCCGCCGCUCACCUCACAUAAUUCCCAUACCGGAUUCUACACCUCAUCUUCGCCAUUGUUUAAGACCACAUCGGUAGAUGCCGAGUCAGCUAUCAGCGGUCCAAGUGCCACUGGAUCAGAAUCAAAUCUGAGUGAAAGAAUGUCCCGACGUGCAACAUCGGGUAUGGCAUUGGAUGUUCCCACGGACGCAAAUGGCAAGAAACGCAGUGUAUCCCCUGGACGACGCCUCAAAGACGCUUUCACCUCCGAUAAGAAAGGCGCUCAUGACGACCCCGAGGAUUCAUCAAUCAAGCCCGGGGGCCACAAAAGUGGGCGGGGUCUGUUUGGAGGCAGUCGACGGAGCAGUCUUUCAUCAAAACAAGUACAGGCGGCCCCUGAUGAUGUUCCGCCUUUGCCUGCGCCUAUUCGUACCGAUCUAAAGGACAACAAGCCUCGUUCACUUCAAGCGAGCCCUAUGCCGAACACCCCACCUCAUACCGCUAUUCCUGCGCCAGCGACAACUGUAACACCUCCAACUCCAACUGAGCACCGCCCUCUCAGUGCGCGAAUCCUGUCAGAUAAUGUUACCGAUUCGCCCGAGUCCAUGCAAUCUGAAAAUUCUCCAUCCGGAGUCACCACCGUGAGCCCCUCUGGAAAUAUGAUCUCCCACCGCCGGGUGCGAUCCGCUUCUGCAGCUCAUGGCCCAAGCAAACUGUCCAAUUCAAUGUCUGUUGCAUUGACACCACUUGAAGAAAAAGCACCGGGUACGAAGAGUCCGACUUCAAGCCAGCAACUCGGUUUCUUCUCCUCGGUGUUUUCAGUUGCACAAAACGCCGCCACUUCAUUCAGUAAUACCAUCAACGCACAACAGAAAAAUCGUCCGACUUCUCAGCCUGUUGCUACCGAGGCUGACAAAUCUGUCAAUGGGGCCGCUUCGGAGGGGAGUGACAGAGCUUCAAAUACCAGCAGCAAGAUUGCGGAUGGGAGACCAUCUGCCGUAGAAACUCUUGGGGCAGGAGAUUUGAACUUCAGCCAUUUGGACAUUGACGCCAAACCAGGUGAGUCAAUCACGACUCCUGACGGCGUGGUGAUCACAAAGCCAGGCGGCCCUGUUGACAAGCGCAACAACACAGCUGUCUCCCGGCGCGACGAGGAAGCUGCCAAGCUUGAAGACAAACGCGCAGCGCGCGCUGUUCAAGUAGCAUACGAAAAGCCCUCAGACCUAGAAGAUGCCCUAGAGAGUCAGUCUACGACCUCGCUUCCAAGAGAUGGCAUAAUUAUGGGUGAUCAGACUCCCCCUAGUGGCAGCGUCCUUGAUGGUGACCUGAGCGGGGGCCUCAGACGCACUGGUAGUGUUCGCAGCAGACUUGCUCGGCGUCAUCGUGGCUCGUCCGGGGCCACGGCCUCGACUAUCGGAGCGAUUGCCGCUAGUGCCAUUGCACUUGGUGCUCCUGGCGCUAAUUCAAGUGUACCUCGAUUGACCGGCUUCGCCGUUGCGAGUAAAAAGCGCAAUCGAGAUUUCCACCAAUUAUUCCGGAGUGUACCUGAAGACGAUUAUCUGAUUGAAGAUUAUAGCUGUGCCCUGCAACGUGAGAUCAUUCUUGCCGGCCGCAUCUAUAUCUCAGAAGGGCACAUCUGUUUCUCUAGUAACAUCCUGGGAUGGGUCACAACUCUAGUGAUCAGCUUCGAUGAGGUUGUUGCCAUUGAAAAAGAGAGUACGGCUAUGGUGUUCCCCAAUGCUAUUGCAAUUCAGACACUGCACGCCCGUCAUACUUUCCGCAGUUUGCUUAGUCGCGAGUCCACAUAUGACCUAAUGGUCAACAUCUGGAAGAUCAACCACCCCAGCAUCAAGAGCUCUGUGAAUGGAACCCGGGUGACCAAUGGUACCGGCGAUAAGACAGAGAAGGUUGGGGAGGAGGAGAGCGAGUCCGAGACUGAUCUCAGCGAUGAAGAUGAAAUAUACGACGAGGACGAGGAAGGUGACAAUGCCGAUAGCUUCUUUGAGGCCGGCGGCAGUGCCAACGCCAGUGCUGCGUCAUUGCCACGAGCAGGUUUGAGCCGCAAGGCUUCAAGUCUAUCUGCGAAUGCAGCUAUGCCCGCGGCCGGCACAAAUGGCAACGUCGACAAAAAGAGUGGUGAUAAGAAGAACGGCGACAAAGGCACUUCCAAGGAGGCGCCUCCCGAUUUCCCAGGCCCGGCUACUCAUGCACCUACUGAGUACGUUAACCCCGACGGACAGUAUGAAAAAGUCAUCAAGGAUGAGGUUAUUCCAGCACCGCUCGGCAAGGUCUUCUCUUUGGUUUUCGGCCCAGCGUCUGGCGAGUUUAUGACCAAGUUCCUUGCUGAAAACCAGAAAUGCGGAGAGCUACAGUUCGAGGGAACAGCGAAGGGGUUGACGAUGGAAGUCCCAACCAGGAAGUACUCGUACAUCAAACCUCUCAAUGGCUCCAUUGGUCCGAAGCAGACAAAAUGUAUCAGUACCGAGAACCUGGACUUCUUGGAUCUUGAAAAGGCCGUUCUUGUCACUCUGAGCACCCAAACACCUGAUGUGCCCAGUGGCAAUGUUUUUGCUACCAAGACCAAGUACCUCUUCACAUGGGCUGCUGGCAACCAAACUCGCUUCCUCAUGACCUGUACUAUUGAGUGGUCAGGCAAGAGUUGGCUCAAGGGCCCAAUCGAGAAAGGUGCAAUUGAUGGGCAGACGGCCUUUGGUAAUGAUAUUCUCAAAGCUUUGCAGGUUGGAGUUAUGCCCCGCGGGCGGUCCAAUGGCGCUGGACGCGGCAAAGGAAAGCGCAGGAAGGGCGAUGGCGUAGGGCGGGAGUCGACCGCAGCUGCUUCGUUGAAGGUCGCUGUGGAUCCCAAAGCCGGAAAGCAAGAAUCAUGGGGACUACUCGAACCGGUCCGCCCCCUCCUGGAGCCCUUUACCAGCAUUCUCAGUCCGCUAUGGAGUAGCAACUUCGCUAUCUUAGUUAUCGGGAUCUUGUUCUACAUGGCGUUCUUCCGAUCCCUAUCAUCGUCGUCCAUGAUAUCGCACCAAGCCGGCUGUCCCGGUCACGGCUUGCCUCAAAGACUGGCUGCAUACGAGGAGAUGUGGCGACGUGAAGAGACUGAGCUCUGGAACUGGCUGGAAGAUCGAGUUGGUAUGGACGGAAUGGUCUUUCCAAACGUUUACCGCUCGCCCGAGCCACACCCAAGUCGCAGGUCAUCUGGAGUCAGUAUGAGUGACGAGCGUGAGCUCACUGAACGCCUACGGGAAGAGAAGGUCUCUGACCGUGAGAUGGACCAUGCCCUCCGUACCACACGCCAACGUCUCGAAGUCCUUGAGGAGAUGAUGGACAGACGCAAAGCUCACUGGAAAGUGGACGAGCCAGUCAAGUCCGAAUUGUGA